AGUCCUCAGUUUUGACUUAUUUGUUUGUCCACUUGUCCACUUGAAGAAAAAGACGAAGUCUAGUACUCCAGGCAGUCACCUCAGUCUUGUGUGUUGGUCGUCCUCUUGUACAGUCAGUAUAUUUAUUUUCGUGUCCGUUGCUCCUUUUUACUCGUUUGGAGAGAGUACCGGUACAAACCUGAUUUUUUACAGCAGCGAAUAAUAACUACGCCUUGCGAAGGAGCAUGGCUUCAACAAUGACGUUUAGACCAGUGGUGCAUCUCAAGUGUGAUGUCCAGCAGUAUGCCUGGGGUAAGAUGGGCAGUGCCAGUCAAGUGGCACAGCUGCGACUCAGUGCCCAGCAGGAGCACGCUAAGAUCAGCUCCGCUGGCUUUGAGGUGGACGAGGGCAAGCCCUAUGCCGAGUUGUGGAUGGGUUCUCACCCGAAGGCACCAGCAACAGUCGUAGGCUCUCAUCUUCCCGCUGACAUGCCGUUCAUUCAAUAUCUAGAGGACAACCUUGAGUCGAGCUUGGGUGAUGCUAUUACCAAGGAGUAUGACGGCAAGCUGCCCUUCCUGUUCAAGGUGCUGUCCAUUAGCAAAGCUCUGUCCAUUCAAGCCCACCCAACCAAGGAGCACGCAAAGAUUCUACACCAGCAAGCCCCGGACAAGUACCCCGAUCCGAAUCACAAGCCUGAGAUGGCCAUCGCCCUCACACCGUUCGAGGCCAUGUGCGGAUUCCGCGAAGCCAAGGACAUUAUCGGCUUCUUCCAGAACAUCCCUGAAUUGCAGACGGUGGUAGGGAAGGAUGUGUGCGAUGCGUUUACUGCAGAUCCCAGUGUGGCUACGCUCAAGGCAUGCUUUGCUGCGCUGAUGCACUGCGAUGAUGAGGUCGUCCGCCAGCAGCUCUCACAGCUAGUGCUGCGUCUUCAGGCACAGCAGACCUCUGGAUCAUUCUCCGCGGAGGAUGAAGCAAAGUUCUGUGCCAGUCUCCUGCUGCGCACUCACGGGCAAUUCCCUGGUGAUGUCGGCUGCUUUGCAAUGUAUUUCCUGAAUGUUAUCAACUUGCAGCCUGGAGAGGCCAUUUUCCUUGGACCAAACAUCCCGCAUGCCUAUAUGUCCGGAGACUGUGUGGAGUGCAUGGCAUGCAGUGACAACGUAGUGCGUGCCGGUCUGACACCGAAGUUCAAGGACAAGGCUACGCUUGUGGACAUGCUGGACUACACCAUGUCGUCGCCGAGUGCACGCAUCUUCCGCUGGCACGCUGACGGCGAGGAUGCACCGGAGUAUCGCGUCUACGACCCGCCCGUGCCCGAGUUCACCGUAAUCCAUGGCAGCUUCGAUAAGGGAGAGCACACCGUCAAGCCGAGAAACGGACCCAGCAUUUUCCUGGUGACGGAAGGCAGCGGCACCGUUCAUGCCUCACCAGAUGUGACCGUACCCAUAUGCCGCGGAUCCGUCCUAUUUGUCGGUAACAAUGUUGCACACAAGCUAACUGCUGACCAGCCGGUACAGUUCUACCAGGCCGUGUGCAUUCCAGCCUCUUCCUAACACUGAACUGUGCACGUACUGGCCAACUAACCAUCGCUGAAGUGCCCCAAAAUACAAAAGAAGAGCAUUCUGUUGCUGUCUUGUUCCUCGAAUUGUCUGUUUAAUUUAAGCUACUAGUAGUUGCCAAUGCUUAGCCGUGCCCCGAAAUAACAGUGUGCAGGCUUUCCUACAAUGACACCACUCCAUUAAUUUGCAGUUGCGAUUACUCUCAUUUUUACUUCCAUUUUUUUAUUUCUCAACUGUUUGAUAUUUAGCCAUUACUCGAUUCAACCAUACCGCGAUACUUUUGACAGUCACUGCAGCCUAACUUAAGCAAUACCUAUCUGAGCAAUAUGAUAAUUAUA
Sycon ciliatum is the source of this 1873-nucleotide messenger RNA. Its product is annotated as mannose-6-phosphate isomerase-like. The transcript is spliced from 8 exons. Gene Ontology annotation, biological process: GDP-mannose biosynthetic process; carbohydrate metabolic process. Bases 225 to 1529 code for a protein of 434 amino acids. Gene Ontology annotation, molecular function: zinc ion binding; mannose-6-phosphate isomerase activity. Lineage: Eukaryota; Metazoa; Porifera; Calcarea; Leucosolenida; Sycettidae. The record is from RefSeq and is a predicted model, not a curated record. Gene Ontology annotation, cellular component: cytosol.